GACCCGUUAAGUUGCUCGUGGUUGUAGACACUUGCGAGGCAGGACGACUAACAGGGUAGGAAGCUGAGAGGCGGCAGGGAAGACGCACGUUGACACGAUGCGAAAGCGUUCGGCAGGAUUGGCCUCCGUCGCCAUCGUUUUGCUUCUCGUCCUCUCAUUCGAUCGGUGCUUCGCCUCCGUUGAACCCCGUCUCGGAUCGGCUCGUGUUGUUUUCCAGACAAACUAUGGAGAUAUAGAGUUUGGUUUCUUUCCAGAGAUUGCUCCUAAGACUGUUGAGCAUAUCUUCAAACUUGUCCGUUUAGGUUGCUAUAACACGAACCACUUUUUUCGGGUUGAUAAGGGUUUUGUUGCACAAGUUGCUGAUGUUGUUAUGGGCAGAACUGCACCCAUGAAUGAAGACCAGAGAUUUGAAGCUGAAAAAACUGUGGUUGGUGAAUUUAGUAAGAUUAAACAUGUGAAAGGCAUUCUUUCAAUGGGGAGGUACUCGGACCCAGACAGUGCCUCUUCCUCCUUCUCAAUUCUUUUGGGAGAUGCUCCUCAUCUUGAUGGAGAGUAUGCCAUAUUUGGGGUGGUCACAAAAGGUUUCGAUACUUUAAAAAGGUUAGAGGAAGUUCCUACACGUCGCGAAGGGAUUUUCGUGAUGCCAACAGAGCGCAUCACUAUUUUGUCUACAUAUUUUUAUGAUGAGGAAGGGGAGAGCUGUGAACGGGAGAAAUCGAUUCUGAAGAGAAGACUAUCUGAAUCGGCAAUUGAAGUUGAGAGACAGAGGAUGAAAUGCCUUCCAUAAUCCAAUGGCGACAGAUGUGCUACCAUGAAACUUUUCUAUUGCUUCUCCAACAAAAAAUCUUGUUAAGUUUUCCCGUGAAUAUGUAUGAAAUGAUGAGAUUGAGGUUUCGUUUGGGACGGUUUUUUUACUGCUUAACUAAAGCAAUUUUUUAGUAAAAAAUUAAAAAAUUUAUACUAAAAAGCUGUUUUAAGAAGCAGGAAGAAAGUCGUCCCAAACGAAUCUUGAGUUAUAAACCUGUUUGUUUAUCUUUUGCAGAAAAUAUUCUGGGCAUUAUAAAUAUAUUGUCAACUGAAUACAUUUAGCUUUUACACCAAUGCACUUCAUUGCAACUGUAGUUUUUUGCUUCUCUGUUGGAAAGCAAGCUAGUAAAAAAGGGUUCAGAUGCUUUUGCACUA
Dendrobium catenatum is the source of this 1182-nucleotide messenger RNA. RefSeq names its product peptidyl-prolyl cis-trans isomerase CYP23. The record is from RefSeq and is a predicted model, not a curated record. Bases 98 to 787 code for a protein of 229 amino acids. Gene Ontology annotation, molecular function: peptidyl-prolyl cis-trans isomerase activity. NCBI's taxonomy places the organism in Eukaryota, Viridiplantae, Streptophyta, Magnoliopsida, Asparagales, Orchidaceae. The transcript is spliced from 8 exons. Gene Ontology annotation, biological process: protein peptidyl-prolyl isomerization.